Chara braunii is the source of this 8947-nucleotide messenger RNA. The record is from the annotation of a GenBank genome assembly. NCBI's taxonomy places the organism in Eukaryota, Viridiplantae, Streptophyta, Charophyceae, Charales, Characeae.
GGGGUUGUCCAUUUGACCAUGAUAGGGUCGGUGAGGUGCAAGCGUUGGAAUCAGAGAGGGAUGUGGUGAUGUGGUCGAGGGAGCUCGAGAUGGAGGAGCCUCAAGGAAGGAUUGGGGUCGAGGAACUUGCCUCUCUACUGGGUAUGCGAGAUUGGGAGCGAGACAGUCUGCCCAAGGUUGAGAUCGACUUCUUUAAAGACGAUCAUGUUUCUGACUUCCUCGACAAGUUUGAACAGAUAGCGUCCCACUGCAAAUGGAAUGAGGAACAAAUGUUAAAAGAAGUGAUGAAGUAUAUUCAUAUAGGCUUGAAGGAUGAAGUCAGUGGGUUGGUUAGAAGAGCAAGGUCAUCGUGGAGGAAGUUCUAUGAUGACUUGUGGAAUAAGUACCGGCUAGGUGAGGAACAACUGACCAAAGACGAUCUUGAGAAGAUAGCUCGGUAUAGUUAUGUGUUAGUAGGACACUUCCUGGCAGAGUAUGAGUGCGCAUCGUGUAAGGUUAGUAUCUUGGAGCUCGAAGGGAGACUAGUAUGGGAUAAGAUCCGAGAGAACCUUAAACAGGAGGAUUUCGACCAGUACCUCUGCCAUACCCUGCGGGAAGCGAGGAAAAGAAAGAAGGCGUUGGAUAGUCAGAAGAGCGAGCUUGAGAAGGGGUCGAAUGAUCUUGCAGUAGGCACCCCUGAUGCUGAGAAAAAUGGAACUCAGAAGGGUGCUGAGAUCGUCAGGCGAAAUCACAGGUGGAGCAGAGAGAAGAAAAAUGAGUCGGGAGGUGAGAGAAAAGAGAUACCGGCGGAAGUAAGAGUCGCUGUAACCCAUACCUGUGAGAGGACACUUGACGCUUCAAGCGAGAAGGGAAUAGAGGAGCAAAGAGUUCUGGGAGAAGUUGGUAUGACCCUGCCGCACAAUGCAUCUGAUCCUAGUAAGGAGUGUGACGACAAGGGAACAUCGUCAGCUGUAAGUCGAACUGGACGACGGAAUAGAAGAGGGCGAGAACGGUGGACGAGGAUAGUAUGUGCUUGUUGUGAGAAGACUGUUCAUACCCCUCGCAGAUAAGUUCCAUCAUCUCCUUCAUAUUGUAGGGGAAAAGAGCCAGAUUUUGUAGGAGGAAGAGGAGGAAAAGAAAGAAGAGGAAGAGGAGGAAGAAGAGGAAGAGGAGGAAGAGGAGGAAGAAGAGGAGGAAGAGGAGGAAGAGGAGGACGAGGAGGAAGAGGAGAAGGAGAAGGAGGGAGGAAGGAAGAGGAGGAAGAGGAGAAGGAGAAGGAGGAGGAGGAGAAGGAGAAGCAGGAGUUUGCGCCGUGGGAGUUUUCUGGCCCUGCCAUUACUCCCUGCGAAGACCGAUCGCGAACGCCCACGACAACCGUUGAUCAGAAGAUCCGACGGAUUAACAUGACGAAGCAGUCAGUCGUCGGGAACAAGAAGAAGGAAGGAGGUGCAGUUGCAAAGAAGAAAUCGGUGGGCGGGAAACCUUCUGGCGAUCGUAGCCGGCGGGAAAGGAGUGAUGACGAAGAUGAUGAGGAGGAAGAUAGCGAUGGCGGCGCAAGUGAAGACGACGAAGAAGAUGGCGAUGGCGGUGCGAGUGAGGACUGCGAAGAAGAUGGAGUUGCUCGACGUGGGACGGCCAUUGAAGAGGGAGAGAGAGAGGAAGAGGAGGAGGAGGAGGAGGAGGAAGAUGACGACGAAGAGGAUGAGCGUCUGUCAGAGGACGGGAAUUGGGACGAUCAUGCCGACGAGGAGGAGGAGGAGGAGGAGGAGGAGGAGGAGGAGAAAGAGGAGGAGCAGAAGAAAGCACGCUUGAAUGGCAGGAUGGCAAAUGGAAAAGGAAAGGGAAAGGGAAGAAGGAAUGGCGAUGGUGGAAGUGAUGGAGAUGAAGAUCGAACGAUUGGCGGGAGUCAGGAAGAAGACACUUCAGAUGCGGAAUCGUCGGGGUCGGGAUCUGAGUCGGAAUCGGAGCCGGAGUCGGAAGAUGAGAAGGAGGGUUCUCAGAAAAAGGACCUCGGAAAGUCUUCGCGUGCGAGCAAGAAAAAGGAGGGAGGUGUUGUGCAGAAGGAAGCGAAAAAGACGCCGGAGGGAGCUCAGGAUGCCAAAAGUUUCUUCGCAGCGUCUGAGGGCGCUUCGUUCUCAGCGCGCUCGUUCCUGGAGUUGAAUUUGUCAAGGCCGCUGAUUAGGGCUUGCGAAGCUCUGGGCUAUGAGCGCCCAACGCCAAUUCAGGCUGCGUGUAUUCCGCUCGCGCUGACAGGGAGAGACAUCUGUGGAAGUGCCAUUACCGGAUCCGGAAAGACGGCGGCAUUUGCACUGCCGGUGCUAGAGAGGCUUCUAUUCCGACCUCGGAGGAUCGCUGCGACGCGCGUGCUUGUGCUUACCCCAACCCGUGAGCUGGCAGUGCAAGUCCAUAGCAUGAUGGAGAAGUUGGCACAGUUCACAGACAUUCGGUCGUGUCUUGUUGUGGGAGGGCUUUCAAACAAGGCUCAGGAGACAGCUCUUCGCACUCGGCCUGACAUCGUUAUCGCAACACCUGGAAGAAUGAUUGACCAUCUUCAUAAUACUCAAUCGGUAGGAUUGGAAGACUUGGCCGUCUUGAUUCUUGAUGAGGCGGAUCGGCUUCUUGGAAUGGGGUUUACACAGGAAGUACAUGAACUGGUGAGCAUGUGCCCAACGAAAAGGCAGACACUUCUUUUCUCGGCUACGAUGACAGAACAAGUAGAUGAGCUGAUCAAACUGUCGCUGAACGAUCCUAUUCGUUUAUCUGCAGACCCGAAGAGCCAGCGGCCCAAGACACUUGCCGAAGAAGUCGUGAAGAUUAGGCCUAGCCAGGAGGGUGAUAAGGAGGCCAUCUUGUUGGCCGUCUGCACACGUUCAUUGACAAAGGGGACCAUCAUUUUUUGUCAGACAAAGGUACAGGCGCAUCGGUUGAAGUUAAUUUUUGGGCUGGCAGGGUUGAAGGCAGGAGAGCUCCAUGGCAAUCUCUCUCAGACUGCACGACUGGAGGCGCUCGAAGACUUCAGGAAACAUGCUGUUGAUUUUCUCAUUGCGACUGAUGUAGCGGCGAGGGGAUUGGACAUCAUUGGAGUUGAAUCUGUAGUUAAUUUUGAUUGCCCUCGAGACAUCACGCAGUACGUUCACCGGGUUGGACGGACAGCACGAGCUGGGAGGAAAGGUUGCGCCGUGACGUUCGUUACAGAGAAAGAACGAGCUCUCUUGAAAUCCAUGGCUAAACGGGCAGGAAGUCAGCUGAAGAGCAGAGUUGUGCCCCCCUUGACUGUUGCAAAAUGCAGGCAGAAAAUAGAGAACAUGGAGACGGACAUUGUGUCUAUAUUACAGGAAGAGACGGAAGAGAAGAUCCUGAGAAAGGCGGAGAUGGAGGCAAACAAGGCACAGAACAUGAUAGAGCACGAGGAAGAAAUUUAUGCACGACCGAAGAAGAUUUGGUUCCAGACUGCGCGGGAGAAGGCGGCUGUCGCGGAAGCUGCGAAGGUUAGUGGUAGAGCUGCAGCGGCAGCCCCUGCCUCCGAUUGGCAUUGGCAAGAGCAGCCUCCUGGACUGCUCGCCAGCAGUCAGGAGGCACCUGUGGUAGUACAUAGGACUGUACUAGGCACUUCCACGGCUGCCCGCCUACAGGCUGAAGCUGCAGCAACAGCUGAAAAGCAGCGGCUUCAGGCCGAAGCAGACGCAGCCGCCCAGGCUCGCCGAAAGGAAGCCCAGGAUUUGCUGCAGCGGCAUGAAGCAGCCAGCGUGGACAGACUCAAAUUCUGGCACUUCGAACCCAACGGCGACGACGCGACACCGGAAGAGCAGCAUAAGGAGUUUCUCUCCAAACUCGUGACACGACUGUUGUACACUUGCAACUACCAACAGUCCGAGUUGGAGAAACAGUGCCAGGACCUGACGCAACAGCAUCAGGAGUUGGCGAAGCUCUGCCGCACAGUGCAGGGCCACGAGGAUGCAACUCGGGCACUCAAUGCCCGAUUGUUGGACCUGGAACAGGCUGUACCAGGACCAGCUGCUGGGGCUUCCAGCAGUGCACCCUCUAGCCGCCAACUGGAGGAACGCGUUGACCACGUAGUGGCAAUGCUCGACGACAUCAGCACUUUCGCUGCGCUGACCACCAUCAGCAGUCAGCUGCAUACUUUGAAGACCGAGGUCCAGCAGCUGCAAUCGACGAACGCGGACGACAAUCCGAAGAUGUACAAGAUGCCAACUUUCCAACUGGACAAGUUCGACGACUACACGCAGCAGGAUCCGGUCCUCUGGUGGGAAGCAUUCACAACGCAACUCAGGAUUCUGCCCGUAGCCAAGCAUGCGUACAUCGGCGCCUUGUUCCUGAAGGGCGGAUGCCAGACGUGGUUGAGCCACCUGGCAACCUCCCACGGCGUCGACGUACCAGACUUGAAGGACAAAAUCACAUGGGAGGAACUGACACGGCUGUGGAAGAAGCGGUUCAUCGUCGACGACGCGCCGACACUCGCCAUCAAUCGUUUGUUCACCAUGUCACAGGGCAACACUGCAACACGAGACUGGCUCACGGAGUGGCAGAAGAUUGCGGCAGUGCCCAACCUGGACUUGCCAUUCAUACAUCUCAGACGUGAGUUCUACAAUAGAUCCUGUGCUGCAUUGAGCCAGGCUCUUGGUGAUCGCGAGCAGUACUCCACUUUCGCCGAGAUUAUCGACAAGGCGAGAGAGACCAUCAAGACCAACAGUGGAGAUAACCCAGCAGCCACUCCAGCAUCAAGUGAUGGAGAUCAGGUGGCUGCUGUCCAACCGCGAAGCAACAACAAGUCCCGCAACAAUGGGAAGGCGAAAUCCGCAUCGCAGGCCGGAAAUGGACAGCCAGUACAAGUUCCAUGGGUCAAGUUCGGCUUGACCGAGGCGGAGUACAAGCUCGGGAAACUGAGCUCCGCGGAAGGUGAGGCGACUCCACCUUCUACUCCGCCAGAUUCGGCCGCCUUGCUAGCGACCUCCUGCACAUCUGGGGAGAACGCGGAUGUCGCAAGUUCUCGUUACACUUAUGAGGACAAUGCUGUCCACUUGGUUCCACCGCUGGACCAACCGCUCCAUGUGCAACAAUCAACCGCAUGCACGGUUUCAUCACCAUCGGCAACCGAUUCGGCAGCUUCACCGCAAUCUAUCACCGGGGAUUCGACGUCAUGGUCAAGACUUGAAGAGCUCGACCCAUUGACGUUCACGGACUUCCAGCAGAUGCCCGUUCCCUCGACCGGACGAUUGCCGAAACCGCAUUGCAACGUGCUUAUGGCACAAUUGCGGGAUUACUUGCACACUGCAAUACCAACUCCGUUGAUGGACGCCGGAGUAGAGGUUGUCGACCUUCACGCUUACAUCGUGAAGAUCGCCCGCGAGUUCAAGACGCAACGGUACGACGACAACGACGCACCAUUGCUAUACGUACGCAUUCAGAUCGGAGAAGCGACCUGCAGCGCUUUGAUCGAUUGCGGUGCCACUCGCAACUACAUCAGCCAGGACUUCAUGGUGCGCGCCRGCCUUGRCCCACGCGUCCGGAGGAAGUCCCAGCCUACGCAAGUCACGUUGGCGGACGGUCACACGCACAAGUCAAUCGACCGGUGCAUUGACAACGUCCCAGUGUACUUUGCCCCUCACGCAAGUGAGGCGGUGUCCUUUGACAUACUGGACACAAAAUUUGACAUGAUCUUGGGCAUGUCAUGGCUGCGAAGCAAGGAUCACCCAAUGAACUUCUUCAAUCGCACCGUUCACGUUCGUGAUCGGAACGGAGUACUAGUUCCAUGCACAGGGCCUCUUCAUCAUCCUUCGAUCAGCUGCCACGUGGUAUCUGCCGCAAGCAUGCGAGCUUCCAUCAUCAGAGACGACAUCGAGGAGAUGGGGGUGUGUUUUCUCCACGCCCUCCCGCCCCGAGAUGCUUCAUCGACGGACUCAUCUUCGGAUCCACGCAUCAGCGAACUUCUCGACGCCUACAGCGACGUGUUCGAAGGCCCGCACGGAGUAGUACCGGAUCGRCCCAUCCGCCACGAGAUCAUCCUCGAGGAUGGGGCCGUACCUCCGCGCGGUUGCAUCUACCGAAUGAGCGAGGAAGAGUUAAGUGUGCUUCGCGCACAACUCAACGACCUUCUAGAGAAAGGCUGGAUUCGACCUAGCUCAUCGCCAUACGGUGCUCCUGUUCUCUUCGCCCGGAAGAAGAACAAGGACCUGCAAUUGUGCAUCGAUUAUCGCAAGCUCAACGGGCAGACGAGCAGGAACGCUGACCCUCUCCCACGCAUCGACGACCUUCUCGAGCAAUUGGGCGGCGCCCAGUUCUUCUCUAAGCUGGAUCUCAAGUCAGGGUACCACCAACUCGAGAUUCGCAAGGAGGAUCGCUACAAGACCGCAUUCAAGACACGGUAUGGGCAUUUCGAAUGGCUGGUCAUGCCGUUUGGCCUUACGAAUGCCCCAGCCACUUUCCAAGCGGCUAUGACAACGGAGUUCCGACACAUGCUGGAUUGGUUUGUACUCAUCUACCUCGACGACAUCUUGGUGUAUAGUCGGAGUUUGGAAGAGCAUGUGGAACACCUACGCACCGUUUUGGAGCGGCUACGACAGGCCAAGUACAAAGCAAACCGCGACAAGUGCGAGUUCGCACAACAGGAGAUGGAGUACUUGGGCCACUAUGUGACGCCGAAAGGCAUCCGUGCGCUCGCGGACAAGAUCGGAGGCCCUACGAAAGACAUUGUCAGCGACCGCGACACUCGUUUCAUGUCGGCGUUUUGGACUGCUCUCAUGCAGGAGUCCGGCACAACAAUGAAACCAAGUUCGGCUCGACAUCCUCAGACAGAUAAGCAGACGGAGCGGGCACAUCAAACUGCUCAAAUGAUGCUUCGUACGCUCAUCCUUCCGGACCAGAAAGAUUGGGUUGACCGCCUCCCCGACAUCGAGUUCGCCUACAACACUUCGGUGCACCCAGCGAUCGGCGUGACUCCAUUCGAGUUGCACCACGGUGGACGGAAAGGCCGUAUCUUCGCCGACCUUCUCCUUCCUCGACCCGCUGACAUUGACGCUGCCUGCUCUCCCGCUUCCGUCCGGAAGUACAGGGAAUUGCUGACUCAAGCCCGCGCAAAUAUGCAAAAGGCUCAAGUCCGCAUGCAGCAGCAAGCCAACAGGCGUCGCGUACCAUGUCCCAUCCGCGCCGGGGAUCUGGUUUGGGUCUCCGCAGAAGAGUUUGCACUGGAACAGGAUGUUUCACRCAAACUGCUUCCCAAGUGGUUUGGACCUUGGUCUGUGACAGCAGCCGCGGGCGAUGAGCUCGAUGGCCCUUCAUUUGUGAUCAACAUUCCAGAGCAUCUGACGGUCCAUCCGGUCUACCACGCCUCGAAGCUGGCAACAUACACGCCAGCCAAGAGCGACGACUUUCCGGGCCGACGAUCGCAGGACCCUUCCUCUAUGGAUGGUCAUCAGGAAGUUGACCGCGUCAUCUCUGAUCGCAAGUACGGCAGCAAGCCGCGGCAGUACAAAGUCACAUUCAAAGCAUGCGAUCGCGACGACACUCAGUGGAUUUCAGGCGCAGAUGUGAAAGCAUCCGCACCGCUGAUCUACGCGCAUUAUGAAAAGCGGAGGUUAGCUCAGGAAGCUUCACGACCAGCCCCUCCCACCCGGACUGCCGGCGUGGUAGGCAAAGAGAAAAAGGUCAAGACACUUGCGGAAGCAGAGGCUGAGAAGACAAAGGAGAAAAGGAAACGAGAGAAAGAGAAAACGCUGACGAGGAAGCAACGGAGACGGCUGGAAGCACAGAGGGAAGAAGCGGAGGAUACGGAGAUGGAAGAUGCCGACGAAGAGGGAGAAGGCGGCGAUAAGAAGGGUAAGAGGCAGGCAGGAAGAUUCAAGAAGGCAGAGAACGGCGACAGUAAACCUGGAAAAAAGCUGGUGGACAUUGCGUAUGGGAGAGCAAAGUCUUUGAAAAGCGAGAUGAAACACAUGGGUUCUGCGACAGUCAGGGCGGAAGUUUGGUUGCUCUACUCCGGAGUCGUUUGCUUUCAUGAUGUUGAGGAUCUGGAAGAACAGCUCGCGGUUGAGAGCGAGAAGAAGAGCUGCGGGCAGGUGACUUUGCCUAACGCCUGUACUGAAGGCGAAGGAAAGGCUCGAGUUUUGUCGGUGUGAAGAAAGAAAUGGUGAGGUUGUUUGCGUUUAUUUAACAAUGUGCAGAAGGCUUCCUUAUGUGGUAUAGCUGUGCAGUUGGUCGUGUUUGCUCUUGCUCUCUCUUCGUCAUUAUUCAUUCUUUCACGUUGUUGGUUGCUCUCCCAGCGAGCAUCAAGUUGGUUACCAGGGGUUGCUCUCCCAGCGAGCAUCAAGUUGGUGCAAAUUCCGGUGUCAUCUUCUUGUUCGUUUACCUGUUUGCUCUCCUAGCAAGCAACAAGUUGGUGCAAAUUAUGGUGUAGACUGUUUGCGUUUGUGGCAUUGAGAAGAGGGCUAUGUGAUGUGCUGCAGUCUGCUGCUUGCUCUUUCCUCUUCCCCUGUCUGCUUCCUCACUCUGCAUUCUGUGUUGUCAUCAUUGUUCCUUUUCCCAUUUAGCUCUCACCGUUUUAUGCGGCUAUGAGGGUUGAUAAGAUAGAUGUGUGCCGUCCUCGCGGCAUUGUUGCACUGGCAUCUACCCUUUUCCAUUCAUCCCUUGUGCCCAAUAUUGAAGUGUCCAGAUGCGGAGACGUGGAUGUGGCUUUGCAUGAGAAGUAUGCCGCCCUCUUCUUUCGAGAUGUGUGUGCCAUGCUGUGAUAGCUUGUUCCUCCGACGAAGGGCUUGAGCACAAAGGUGGAUGUAAAGGACCAGUACAUGCCAGCCAUCGGGCACUCGCCCCUUUCGGAGGCUGCCAGCGCAGCGCGCGAGCCUCCAAAAUCUUUGAGGAGGGCCAAUCGGAUUCUCAACUUGGCUGGGGCCAUGUGCUGGUGCUAUAAGGGGGUGUUAAAAGCGAUUUUCUCUGCGAAUAAAUACCUACCAUACUC